CUGGAAAUUCGAGUCACAAAGAACCUGACUCGCAAUAUAUGCCAGAGGAUAACAUUCGUGAUUGGCCAACAGUAGUAUUGGAAGUGGGAUAUUCCGAAUCCCGGAUCACUAUUGACUGUAUUGUGCUGAAUCGAAGUACCUCACCGACUCGCUAUACUCGUUCACGUUACCGCCAAAUGACUCGACAACAGCUUACUAUCACACGGGAUCAGAAUGGAUGCCACAUCACCAUCCAAGAGAUAAUGGCACGCUCUCCGUUACCAGGCGAGACUGACAUUCGCGUUCCGGUGCCUCAUUUAGAGGAAUUUGUUGCUGACAUCUGGUUUCGGCAAGGACUUUAA
Molecule: messenger RNA, 341 nt
Organism: Penicillium chermesinum
Lineage: Eukaryota; Fungi; Ascomycota; Eurotiomycetes; Eurotiales; Aspergillaceae
Exons: 3
Coding region: 39-341 (100 amino acids)
Source: RefSeq, a predicted model, not a curated record